AUGGGCAGAGCAAAUGCGGGUAAAACAACUGUUUUACAGCGGGUCUGUAACACUACUGAUCAGCCUGAGAUCUUCGAUGGCAACGAAGAGAAGGUUGAUGCUGGGGCGGUGCAGGGUUCACUGGAGUGUGGCUACCAUAACAUUGAGGAUGAGCUAGUGUUUAAAAGCAACCCAUGCUAUGUGUUCCAUGAAUGUGGAUUCGAGGCGGGGAGUGAGGUAGAGUUUGAUAGGAUGAAGGAAUUUGUUACAGAUCGAGCAAGGUCCACGAAACUGGAGAAGAGAAUACAUGCAAUUUGGUAUUGCAUUCCUUUGAUUGAAACCCAUAGGAUGGUUAUGCGUGCUGAAAUGAAGUUCUUUAAUGAGUGUGGUUCAGCACAUGUUCCUGUGAUUGUGCUCCUCACAAUGGCUGAUGCCUUGACACGUCAUGCAGUCCAGAAACUUAUGAAAAAGGGGUUAACUAUGGCUGAUGCAUUUAAAGAGGCACCAGAGGUAGAAAAACAGUUGCAAGAGGACUGUCUGGAAAGGAUCCAAGGGCAACUGAAUGAACUGAAUUUUCCACCUCAAAAUUAUGUGAUAUUCACUGGCAUGCAAGGGGGGGGUGCAGAUUGUGAAGAGUUAUUGAAAUGCACAGCAAAUGCUUUGACAGAGGAAGGGCUGCAAGGACUGCUUAUAUCAUCACAGCAGUCAAACUUGGAACUCUGCAUGGAAUUUGCCAUAAUGAAGACAUUGAAGGGGAGCAUGAACCAGGUGCCUGGUCAGAUUAAAGUGGACAACUUAGCACAUGAACUUGCAGCAUGGUUCCCAUUUGAGGUGUGUGAAAUUCUGCAAGAGUAA
Molecule: messenger RNA, 834 nt
Organism: Pisolithus orientalis
Lineage: Eukaryota; Fungi; Basidiomycota; Agaricomycetes; Boletales; Pisolithaceae
Exons: 8
Coding region: 1-834 (277 amino acids)
Source: RefSeq, a predicted model, not a curated record